Messenger RNA from Dentiscutata erythropus, 920 nucleotides. The record is from the annotation of a GenBank genome assembly. Lineage: Eukaryota; Fungi; Glomeromycota; Glomeromycetes; Diversisporales; Gigasporaceae.
GAAAAUAUUUUUCUUUAUACCGUAUCGUACUUACGCCCAUAAACGCAGAGCUGGAAAUUCAGAAUGAUCUUCCAUUAAAUAUUGGAAGCGGAGUCAAAGCAGCUCUUUCUGUCCUAUCGACAUUAUGUAUUUUUGCGAUUGUUCUCUAUACUUUAUUACUUAUCUUUUUGAUUAUACCUCAUGUUCCUGACAAUGAGUUAGAAAAAUUAAGAGACAAGACCUUUUUUUUUCCAGUAUAUAAUAGUACUUCAAAAAAUUUUGAAUGUAAUAGUAGUUUAGACUAUUCAAGAAUUCAAUUUGAAUCUAAUCAUAAUACCAUGAUUGAUCAAAUUUCAGGGUUUGGUACUAUUGCAGUAUUACUUUUUAACGUUGCUGUUUAUGGUGUAACUUCUCGAUUAAAUCUUAGAAAUACUUGCAUUGUUGAUGAUUUGCUAAUUCUCUCAUCAGUUCUUUCUGAAGAACACGUAUCUAGAUUAUUAGGUCAGCAAAGGCUUUAUCUAAAUGUAGAUUUAGUUCUUGAUAAGGAUGGUUUUGUUAAAAAGUUUCAAAGGCUUUAUCUGAAGUUUUAUCUGAGGUAUUACCUGAUGAAGCAUUGUUUUACAAAGUCAAAGAAACUAUAUCGGUAUAUGAAGAAAAAUUCAGAGCCAAACGAAUGGAAUGAAAUAUUUGGAAAAAUUUACCAAGAACUUUCAAAAGAUUUUAUGAAAGAUGUAGAUUUAAAAGUUUUUAGAUAUAUCGAACAUAUCAAAAAUGAUAAAAAUGGUGCAAAAAAAAUUGAUAAAGACAUCAUAGAUAUUCCAAGCCUAAGAGGAGGUUUCAUUGCUAAGCAACUUAUUAAAUAUUCGUUUAUUUAUAUGAAUAUUCUUGAAACAGGAAUAUUUCAAUAUUUUACUUAUUCACAUCAAGCAUUAAUUACAUAA